AUGGAGCACAUCGACGUCGUGGGUGUGCCCCUGCUCCCGCGCUCGCCCGCCUGCGCCGCCGCCACCGCCGUCCCCGGCCGCGCGUUGGUCCCCGGCCGGCCCUCGCCCAACGAGCUCUGCCGCGCGUCGCGUCUUCAUCGUGCCCCGCGGUGCCGCACGCCUCAUCGUCCUUGCGUCCCCCGCGUGCGCUGCGCCAGCGCCUCGUCCCCGGCGGCCCCGACGCGACGCCUGCCCCCGCCGCCCCGGAUCCUUGAGGUCGUCCUCGCGUCCCCUGCCGCGCCGGCGCCUCGUCCUCGGCGGCCGCCUCGACGCUCUGCCCCGGCCGCCGCCCGGCCCCAACCUCGCUCGUCGCCACCGUCCCCGGCCGGCCAGCUGCCCCCCGCGCCGCCUCGGCUUCGCCGUCCUUGGGCCCGCGCCGCCCCUCGCCGCGCCCGGUCCGCGCUGCCGCCCCUCCUCGUCCCCGUCAACUUCCCGGCCGCGCCCUGCAAGGUGAUAUAUUAA
Panicum virgatum (switchgrass) is the source of this 501-nucleotide messenger RNA. Its product is annotated as atherin-like. The coding region runs from base 1 to 501 and encodes 166 amino acids. The record is from RefSeq and is a predicted model, not a curated record. The transcript has 2 exons. Lineage: Eukaryota; Viridiplantae; Streptophyta; Magnoliopsida; Poales; Poaceae.